Messenger RNA from Balearica regulorum gibbericeps (East African grey crowned-crane), 1550 nucleotides. NCBI's taxonomy places the organism in Eukaryota, Metazoa, Chordata, Aves, Gruiformes, Gruidae. The record is from RefSeq and is a predicted model, not a curated record.
GGUCAGUAAACUCAGCAGGCCGGAUGCCGAGCGGCUGGUCCCGCUGCCGGACGGGCCCUGCCCCUCCUGAGGGCCUGGGAGCUCCCCUCUUCGACACGGUAGCGUCCACAGUGGCUGUGGUGACCAUUAGCCCCCCUCUGAAGCCUAACGGGGUGGUCAGUAUCUACAGGCUGUUUUCUAAUGAUACCAGAGGGACUGAUGUGGUGCUGUCAGAAGGAACUGCCACCCAGCAGACAAUACAUGGGCUAAAACCUUUUACCACAUACUCCAUUGGUGUGGAGGCCUGCACCUGUUUCAACUGUUGCAGCAAAGGACCCAUGGCCCAAAUCACCACGCAGCCGGCUCCUCCCUCAGAGCAGCCCCCCCCGCAGAUCCGCACUGUGACCUCCAGGAACGCCUCUUUCCAAUGGAGUGCCCCUCAGUCACCCAACGGCAUCGUGACCAGCUAUGAGCUCCACGUGUAUAUGGCUUGUCCCCUGAACCUACAGCCAGCAGUGAAGGCUUGCAGUCCUGGCCCAACUGAGGUGAAGUAUACAGGAAAAGGCCAGAGUGCCAACGUUUCCAACCUAGAGCCUUACACGACUUACAACUUGCGAGUUGUGUCUUACAACUCUGUUGGCAGCAGCGCCUCAGAAUGGAUUGGUUUCACUACGGACAAGGAGCCACCUCGGUACACGGCUCCAUUCUCCGUUGUCAGCAAUUUGUCUACCAUCCACAUAGACUGGAGUCGCACUUUUGUACUGAACGGCCGCCUGAAGGAGUACGCAUUAACUGAGAGCGGGCAACGCAUCUACAGCGGCUUUGACACUGAGCUCUAUUUACCAAGGACAUCUGACAAAAUGACCUGCAUCACUGAUGAAGGGAGCGCCAUGACACCGGUCAUCAAGUACAGUGCUGGAGAUGGAGUUGGUCUGAUCUUGACAACACCUGGAGAGAAGGACAAAGCAGAGUCCAAACGUGCAAAAUUCUACAACGAGUUGUGGUUUGCAGUGCUGAUGGUAGUUCUAGGUUUGAUCCUUUUGGCUAUUCUUCUCUCCUUAAUUCUUCAAAGGAAAGUCCGCAAGCAACCCUAUGCACGAGACAGACCUCCUUUAGUUCCACUCCAGAAAAGAACAUCACCAAUGAGUGUGUACUCGUCAGGUGAAACCCAUCCGUUUGAGACCAUUGCUGACACGUCUGAUUCAUCAAGCAGUGUCACUCUCAAAAGUUACACAACACACUUUGAGGGGCUGGCAGAUACGAAAAUUCCAGGAGCUGGGUCUCCCAUGAGCAACUGCAGUGUCCGUAUCGCAUCUGGGGCAAGAAGACCAAGUCAGAGCCAGCUACAUCGCACAUAUUCCCAAGCCUCUCUUCAUCGUAGUGUCAGCCAGCUGCUCGACCUCUACGACAAAAAAUCUCUUGUUGAAGAAGUGCCUUGGGAUGCCAUUAUUCGCAAUCAUCGCAAUACUGGUCGUGGCUUGUAUGUAGAUGAAGAAGAUCUUGUCAAUGUCAUCAAAGGCUUCAGCACAGUCACCAAGGAGCACACCACGUUCACCGACACCCACCUCUGA